This is a messenger RNA of Perkinsus marinus ATCC 50983, 789 nucleotides long. RefSeq lists its product as hypothetical. The transcript is spliced from 8 exons. The record is from RefSeq and is a predicted model, not a curated record. The coding region runs from base 1 to 789 and encodes 262 amino acids. Lineage: Eukaryota; Perkinsozoa; Perkinsida; Perkinsidae.
AUGUGGUCGGCUAAAUCGCUCCCUCUACGAAUCUGGCUUUGGUAUGUCACUGAUGAAGGCGAAUCGGUGGUUGUGGUUGACUAUCAGAGUAGGAGCUUGAGCGCCCUUCAAGAAGUGUCUGAAGGCCAGAUAAGAACCGAGUUGGGUUUGAUCGGAAGCUUGGUGCUCCAUGAUGAUGUUGAUGAUCCUAGAGGUGUCGGGGAGUUAUUGCUGCAACAUGAGGGCAACACUGAGAUGAUACACAUGCAUUUCGCCACUGAGGGUCUACACUACCCCUGGGAGGUCACAGGCCAGGAAGAGAAGGUUAUCCAUCGGCCAUUCCUCAGGGGCGAUGUUGUUAUCAACGAUGAACACAUUUUGAUGCACGGUUACUCUAAGCGUUAUUAUGGUCCUAGUUAUGGCCCGGUAUGGGGGUAUCGAUUUAUCCAUACGAUGCUGAAAGAUGAGUCUACAGGAAAAGUGGAGGGAGUCUUAUGGACGGCUGAUGCCACUUUCGGAAAAAACAAAUACAACUACUGGAAACUGCUCAAUUUAGAUAGCGGCAAAGUCGAUUCCAUCCCUGGGGAAUUCACUUUCCAUCAACAGAGGAUGGCUUGUUCGUUGUGUGAGGGCAAGAUGAAGAAACUUACUGUGAAUGCCAGCGUCGUUCACGAAUGGACUCUAAAAGGAAGCAAUAUGCUUUCGGAAAUGUCCGAGGCAUUCGGCGUCGCUGAGCUCACGGAUUCUACUGGCCAGGUUUUGGCGAGCGGACCCGCCUUCAACGAGAUCUGCUAUGGCUCCCUCGGCUGA